CAUAAUAUCCUGCUGCUUGGAGAACUAUAAUCAUCUGUUUAGCUAGCUUGAGUCGAACAGAGCGUGUCACCUGUCCCCAAUGGGGUUCAAUAAGACGUACAUCAGUAUCGGGUAUGCCUCUUUUGGCAUGCUUAUGGGAUUCUCAGCGUUUCUCGUGUGGAACAUCGCGUACAACCAACCAUGGACUGCUGCAAUGGGAGGAUUAUCAGGUGUGCUGGCGCUCUGGGCCCUCAUCACCCACGUCAUGUACCUGCAGGACUACUGGCGCACCUGGCUGAAGGGCCUCAAAUUCUUCCUCUUCAUCGGAGUCGUCUUCUCCCUGCUGGCCGUGGUGGCUUUCAUCGCCUUCCUCUCCCUUGCCAUUACCAACAAAGAGUCCAUGACUGACCCGAGGAGCCUGUUUCUUUCGGGCGUGUGGAGCUUCAUGACUCUAAAGUGGUCCUUCCUGCUGGCUCUCUAUUCCCACCGCUACCGCAAGGAGUUUGCCGACGUCAGCAUCCUCAGUGACUUUUGAUGAGGGCCCUUGAACAGCCCCCCCCCCACCCACCCAAUGGAGGUCUAUGGAAGACUAACUAGCAGGGCUCCUAACCUGAGGGUGCUAACUAGGGGAGAAGGGAGGGAGUGAAGAUUUGAGGGGUUGGUGAAGCCAAGUCGUCAUGACGAGGAUGAGUGCUGGAAUGAGGGUUGAUCUGAAAGGCGUGGGGUAGCUGCACAUACACCAGAUGUCUUCCACCAAUCGCUUGCUUAUAAACCCACACGGAGGGAGUGAACGAGUACACACUUUGGGGAGAAGGGUAGUGAAUCGGAACGCAAUCUGUGUGUUGUCUGUGUUAAUGGGAGAAUUAGUACCUGGACCUCUGUCCAUGCCCGCACCUUCUCGGUUAGACCCCCCCCCCCUCUUUCUAUAUCUGUAAACAGGGUAUGCUCAACCCCUGCUAGGCCAGUUUAUCCACAAGUUCAUCCCUAUGUUAUGCCUUUUAUGGAUUUGACUGUUCCCAUGUGUAUGUAUGUGACACUGUCUGUGCUCCUCUUGUAUGUCUUCGACACAUGUUUUUAGAGUCAAUAUCUCCCUUUUUAUGAGAUUUGAAUCUUCUUUUUGGUGACUUUGUGGGUAAUCCUUGUUAAUUGUGUACAUCACAUGUGAAAACUCAUUCCACGGAGGGCCUAGUGUCUGCGGGUUUUCGUUCCUCCCAUGUACUUGAUUGAUGAAGGUCACUAAUUAGUAAAAAAACUCCUUUCACCUGGUUGCCUCUGUUUUAAUUGAAAGGAAAACCCCAAAACCUGCAGACACUAGGCCAUUCGUGGAAUGAGUUUAAAAACCCUGCUGUACAUCUUCCUGUGCUUAUAUACAUAGGAACAUAUUCUUAACAAGAUAUAUAAUUGAGUACAUGGGUCCUUCUGUAGCUCAGUUGGUAGAGCAUGGCGCUUGUAACGCCAGGGUAGUGGGUUCGAUCCCCGGGACCACCCAUACGUAGAAUGUAUGCACACAUGACUGUAAGUCGCUUUGGAUAAAAGCGUCUGCUAAAUGGCAUAUAUAUGAUGUGGUUUUAUGAUUCGUUUCCAUUCUCUUGCCACAAGGGGGGAGUCAGUCGAUCAAAUGUUGCGGCUGUUGGUAAAACAUCCCACUCAUUUAGAAAGUUGUUAGAAAACAGAGCAAAGUUUAUCUGCAUACAUAUAAAACAUGCAUUAUACACAACAAAAGGACACAUCACAGGCCUGUUUGGGGAAAUCCUAGUAGUCUUUUCUUUUAUUUUUAGGAUGACUGUUUUGAUUUGUGUUAUCGAUGUGUGAACUUUUAGUCCUCAGAAACCUGCUGUCACUUCGGAGUCAGUGUAUGUGCUGAAGCAACUACAUUUAGAGUAUCAUGUCUCAACACUUAUGUAUUAUGAUACAGUUAUAAUGCUUUGGAAAUGAGACUUGUGUAAUGUCUUAUAGUGUUACACCUGUCAGUGUUCGACACGAUUUCAAAACAUCCCCCACAAAUAGUUUUUGAAGAGAUUACCGUCACAGAAUGUUAGAACAACUGCCUUUUUUUCACAACAGUUGCCAAUGGAAACCCAACUGCCUCGUCUUAUUUGAACGGAGAACGCUCAGAGGGAGCGUUUGUGGAAUUUGUGUCAUUGCUGUGCCUUCGCUUUAGCUCUCAAACGUUAUUCACCAUCAUCAUACUGCUGCUUAUGGAGAUUAAUUUGAUUGUGCUCUACCUUUUUUUCCCCCCUUGACAUCUGUUUGCUUCUCUGUGGGCUACCACAUGUAUCAUAUUGUACUAUAAAGAAACAUGACAUUGUGUAUAUCCACUUGUGUGUAUGUCUGUUGUACAGGUAUGUCUGUGUGAGAGCCAUAUUAAUAAAGUAUAAUUUUAUGACA
Molecule: messenger RNA, 2367 nt
Organism: Oncorhynchus gorbuscha (pink salmon)
Lineage: Eukaryota; Metazoa; Chordata; Actinopteri; Salmoniformes; Salmonidae
Product: heme transporter hrg1-A-like
Exons: 4
Coding region: 80-514 (144 amino acids)
Biological process (GO): heme transport
Cellular component (GO): lysosomal membrane; plasma membrane
Molecular function (GO): heme transmembrane transporter activity; heme binding
Source: RefSeq, a predicted model, not a curated record